Molecule: messenger RNA, 2772 nt
Organism: Blumeria graminis f. sp. triticale
Lineage: Eukaryota; Fungi; Ascomycota; Leotiomycetes; Helotiales; Erysiphaceae
Source: the annotation of a GenBank genome assembly
AUGUCUUCUUCAUACUCAAGGAAGCAAUCAAGAACCGAUCGAGCGGAAAAGUCUAGCAACGGGCUUGGCGCUCAUCCAUCUCGUCUUAGUUCAGAGCAGCAUGCUGAGGGCAAACCUGAGAGACCUGAUCAAAGAGGAGGCCAGUCACCUAAGACUUCGAGCUCUAGGAAUGCACCCGCUAGAGUACCUUCUGUAACGCGGCACCAGAGCAACAAGACUAUUGAGGAGAAGCGUACGGAGAGAGUACGAAUAACUACCACCGAAAUACUCACAUCAAGAACAAAAAGCCCAGAAAGGAAAUCAGCCGGCACCACGCAACCAGAACGAUUUAGAACAGGUGAAAGUAGUCGAGGAAAUCCGGUAGAGCCACGAUUCCGUGAAAACAAGCCGGAGACACCCAGUGUGCAUUCUUGGGCACCAGAAGUUUCUAUAGUGCCUCAUACUUCGGCUCCAUUGGCAUCAAGAGUAUCGAUACCUCCCUUAGCUACUGUCGCGCCCCAAAGUCUACAACCGCGGCCCUUGUACGAACUAUCCCUGGAAUCCCAAGAGGUCUCGCUUAUAGAAGACAUUCUCCUUGUUUUCAUGGGUUACGAAGGCCAAUAUAUUCGAUACGUUAAAAGUUACAAUCCAAGCAGCGAAAAAGAUCGCCUGAUUGGACCUGAAUUCAGAAUACUACCUGGAUUAGAUCCAAGUCUUAAUGACCUAACAAUGAUGAUGUUAAAGAUGGCGACCCAUUACUGUGCCGUUGAUGCAUUCGUUGAAGUUCAAAGUCGCGAGGAGUUUGGAACAGUGAAUCAUGCCCUAUGUGCUGCUAUAAGAAAGCUUCUGCAUGAAUAUUUAAUUUUGAUAACUCAAUUAGAAACACAACUCCUCACAAGUUCCUCUUUCACUCUUCAGGUCUUAAAUCUUCAUACAUUACCAACUAGUCACAUGAUGUUCCAACUUUAUUCUCUAGCUCACGAAAUAUUAAAGCGAAAUUCUAUAUUAGAAGGUGAUGAAGAUUCUGACGAUGGUGUCGACGACAUUGAGAAUAUUCUCGAGAGCUUGCGUGAAGGCGGAGACCUGGCUCCCGGAAAUAUACCCGGAAAAAAAAUUUGCAAAGGUGGUAGCGUUCUGGGACUUAUCACCAAACGAUUAGAAACUAUGUCUGGAGACCCAGCGGCUCGCUCUCUUCUGACUUCUCUAUUGCGAGACGCGAGUCGUCCAUACAUGACAAUGCUAAAUGAGUGGCUACAUCGUGGAAGUAUCAGAGACCCCCAUUCAGAAUUUUUAGUUAGGGAGCAAAAGAGUAUAAAGCGUGAGAGACUUGAACAAGAUUAUACUGACGAGUACUGGGAAAGAAGAUACACUAUCAGAGAUAACUAUAUUCCACCUCAAUUAGAAGGUAUGAAAUAUAAAGUAUUGCUUGCUGGGAAAUAUCUCAAUGUAGUACGAGAGUGUGGAGGGGUCGAUGUGAGUAAGGCUGUAUCGGACUUUCCUAGUUCUUUUGAUGAUAACAGAUUUUUGGACAACGUCAAUAAUGCAUACGCCCAUGCAAAUGAGUCUUUGCUAAAGUUAUUACUCACUACACACGCACUACCUGCUCGAUUACGUUCCCUUAAACACUACUUUUUUUUGGACAGAUCUGACUUCUUCUCUUACUUUCUCGAGCUUGGAACUUCUGAACUUCGAAAACCGGUUAAAAAUGUCAAUACGAAUAAAUUACAGUCACUACUUGAUUUAGUUAUUAGGCAACCUGGGAGUGUUGCGGCUCAAGAUCCAUUUAAAGAAGACAUUAAGGUCGAAAUGAAUGAAAUUAGUUUAACCAACUCUCUUACCCGAGUAGUCAACAUCUCUGGGAUAGAGCAAGGCGAAACAAUUCAAGCACCAGCUUCUCAGCAAAAUAACGAGAGUGAUAAAAAUGCAGUCGGAUUUACUUCACUUCAGCUCGACUACUCAGUGCCUUUUCCAGUUUCUUUAGUGAUAAGUAGAAAGACAGUAUGGAGGUAUCAAGCUCUAUUUCGGUACUUACUUUCACUACGAUACCUAGAGCAACAGCUAGUUUCUUGUUGGCAGACCCAUAAUCGAUCAACAAUAUGGUCGCAUAGAAGCUCCUGUGGCCCGGUUGAAGUAUGGAAAAGGCGUAUUUUCACCUUACGAGCUCGAAUGCUCGUUUUCGUUCAACAAUUGCUAUACUUCUGUACUUCUGAAGUGAUUGAACCCAACUGGAAUAUUUUGAUGGCACGAUUAAAUGCAAAAGAGGAUUGUAAGGGUGGAAUAUCGUCUGUCCGUACUGUAGAUGAACUUAUGCAGGAUCAUGUUGAUUUCCUUGAUACAUGCUUAAAGGAGUGUAUGCUGACAAAUAGUAGAUUAUUGAGGAUUCAUUCUAAGCUAAUGCAGACAUGUACCUUCUUUGCUACUUAUACUGGCUGGUUAUCGCGAGAGCUUGAGAGAAUUGAUCCAGACUUGUCGGGUGCCGGAAAACCUUCGCGUAUGAACCAGCAGCAAUGGUCCCGACUCCUAGCCGAUAGAAAGCACGGAAACGAUUCAACAACCUCGGGCUCCACAUCUGCGAAUACAGGCGAGGCACGACUUGACAAGAUGUAUGAGAUAAUCAAAAAGUAUGAAGUUAAUUUCAGCCGACAUUUGCAAAUCUUACUUGAUGCUCUGAACCACUAUGCAGCAACAGAAACAGUAGUCCUCCUAGGUUUAUGUGCAAGAUUAAGUACUGCAAAUCAAGGGACGCAGUAUUGUGGCCCACGCGUUGAUGACGAUUGCGCACAACAAAUAUGA